Ornithorhynchus anatinus (platypus) is the source of this 3394-nucleotide messenger RNA. RefSeq names its product catsper channel auxiliary subunit epsilon (gene CATSPERE). Gene Ontology annotation, cellular component: sperm principal piece; CatSper complex. Lineage: Eukaryota; Metazoa; Chordata; Mammalia; Monotremata; Ornithorhynchidae. Gene Ontology annotation, biological process: flagellated sperm motility; sperm capacitation. Bases 16 to 2877 code for a protein of 953 amino acids. The record is from RefSeq and is a predicted model, not a curated record. The transcript is spliced from 22 exons.
GGGGAGGCGGGCGCCAUGGGAGGCGGCCUGAGCCUGGUGGGCCUGGCCGUGCUGUGGGGGUGGAGCGGCUGCUCCGCCUCGUGGAAGUACAAAACCAAGGCUGAAAACUAUUUGAUUAUCUCAACCAGAACUCCUAUUGAGUUGAUAUAUGAAGGAACGAAGUUUUUAGAAUGGGAUGUUGCACAUCUUUGCAUACUCGAAAAUAAAGCCAAAAAGAAGACAGUGUUGCAGUGUUUAGUUUCUGAUUUUCACAGUGUAAAACCAAUAGUGAAAGGUGAAGAGCAGGAAGAAGAACGCUUCUUGGCUAUAGAUAGAUCCCUUGAUUGCUUUAUGUGGUAUUGGAAGAUCAGUGAUUAUGAUUCAGUCAAUAUGAUUCAGAAAUUAAGUACAUGGGUGUAUGACCCAGAAAAUGCAGAUCCAGCUGAGUUGCAGCACACUGCGGAAGGUCCUUCUGUGAAUUCCAAGAUCCUCACCAAGCAGUUCAUUGAUAUGGGACAGGAGCCUACUCUUUAUUCAUUUUUGAAACCCAACAUGUUUUUUCCAAAACCUAGAGCAGAAACUGGGACCUGGGAAUUUUUCUUAGCAAUAGAACCCAGUGGUGUCAUAGUGCAGAUUAAAGGAAAACCAGUGGCUUUUCAGGAUUGCUUUAUCGCAGACAACUAUUUCUUAGUAGCUCCCCCGGAGUUUGCAUUCCAGGAGAAAGAAAAUGAGUUGCCUCUCUCUUCACCAAAAAAUAGUGAGCUCAUUAUCAAAUGGUCAGGAUGUCUUCCGGUGAUUGCUGUUUUAGUGUCAGAAUUUGGACUAUUUUUUACAACUGAUGGAUUCGACUCUGCAAGGAAAAUCAAAACACCUAUCUUGGAUGAUCAAAGAUUUAAUGUAUCUACUGUGGAAUUGACAGAAAAUGGAGUCUUCAUAUUGAUAAGUGGUAGUGUUUACCUAAUUACACCUUUACAUGAAUUUUUUUCACUCACCAAAGAAUUCAACUUUCCCGAAACUGAAAUUAUUGGAAUAAGUUCAAGGAGGUGGUGUUUAUUUGAAAAUUCUGGAAAGUAUGCUAGCAUAUUAAGCACAGUAGUACUAUGGUCAAUAGACACGGUCUACCUCGGAUAUCCUGGAAACAUAUUUAUCAAGUUAACAACUGUAAAAGAGCUCAAAGAGAUUCUAAAUUUGCCCUCGGAUUCCACGGUCACCAUAUCCAAAGUGGUCUACACUUCACACCCAUCUGAUAUGAGUUUUUUGCUGAAUUUCUGCACUACCUGUGGUGUCACAAAAUCACUUUUCUUAGCAACCUACUGGGAAGAUAAAAGAAAGUGGCUACUGCAAGACUUUUCUUGGGAUGUCCCAGAGCAGAAAGUUAUAUCUCUAUUAUUCCUAUAUUCAGCACUGCCCAGUCUGAUACUAUGGGAUGACCAGACUGUCUACUACAGCUACCAAAACCAUUUAAUUAAGGGCUUCCUACAAAUGUUCUGGGACAACAAAAGGCUAUCAGAGGGUGACUACAUUAGCCAGGUCUUUCUCGAUUACUACGGGAAUAUCAUCAUAAAGACAAAAUUCAACCAGAUGUUUCAUUUUAAAUGUGGAAUGAAAGUGACAGUGAAACUCCCUCCAUGGAGUCACAAAGAUGAAAACACCGCGCUUUACAUAAAUCCAUCUGGUGACCUGUAUAUCAUGAGUGUUAAUGACAGUGGAACAAUAAUUCGGGAGGUGUAUCCAUUAACUUUAGAAAUAUAUAGUUCUACACAUAAAAUGGGUGACAUUUGUCCAUACAUAAUAUUUCAGCAGGACAUCAUAUCAUAUUUUCAUUUUUUGGACAAGAACGAUUUCCUGAGCUUCUGGGCUCAAAUAGUCUAUCCAGAGAAUCUUGGUUUAUAUAUAAUAGUGGACACCUAUGGACCAAAAAUAUUAAAGGAAGACAAAAAUGAGGACUAUGAGAUGGCUUUAGGAAUCUGUACUAAAAAUCUGACUGUAAAAUUUUACCAAGAUGAAGACUAUGAACAAGCAGAUAAUUACACAGAACUCCAACAGGAAAACAGUGGCAUUGUGGCAUUUGAAUUGAAACCAAGUAUGAAUGGGAAAAGAUGUACUUUGUUCAACAAGGUGGCUCAAAUAUUCGUUGGUUGCAAUCCAGAAAGGCACAUCAGGAUCAAAGGCCUGAAAAAAGAAAAUUGUACCCAAUAUGAAAAUUAUCGUGUCAGCAUUUCAAGGUUUCAUCUGCGCCAUAAUCCAAUUCAAGAUCUGAAUUUUAUCUACGAUCUGAAAAAGUAUGGUUGUCCAUUGGAAUUACAUUGGGGACAUUAUUUCCAACCAAUUAUUGAAUUAUACGACGAUAACAAGUUUGUCGAAAGAAUCAAGACAAAUUUCAUAAUCUGGGAUAUACACGGAAGAAAUGAUUACAGCUUUAAUUCAACCAUGAAUGAUAAUGGAUGUGUGAGCGAAGCACAGACAUGGUCGUCAAUGAUUGCAGCCAACCCACACCUGCCACUGAAUAAAGUAUGGGGACCCGAGAACUACAAACACUGUUUUUCUAUCGCCAUUGGAAAUCCAGGAAACCUUAAUCAACCAUAUGAGAUUUUAAACUCUUCUAAUUAUAACUAUAUCGUGUGGCCCAAGGAUUACGAAGCCUUUUUUGUGUUCCAAGUGAAGAUACUAGACCCAAAUUACAGCUUCUGUGACCUAACUGCUUCAUUUGCAGUACAUUCCUUUAUCUUAGCUAAAAGACCAGACCCCGCAAUAGUUUUACUUUGCGUUGUUUGCCUGAUUCUGGGAACCAUAUUUGGCCUCUCUCUGAGUUACUUCGAGUAUCUGAACAUUUUUCGAAAUAAUUUUGAUGACCAAACUCCAACCGAAGCAAAUGGGAAAAAGGCAUUUGAAGACUAAAAUCUUGCUGUUAGUUAAUGAGUUUUCAGCAUUAUUUACAACCAGGGAAGAUGUUUUUCAACAAACAAGUAUGUGUGCAUAACGCAGAAUGUGUUAGGCCAAAUGAGUUGCAACCAAUGAAGGUGCUCAGUAUUUUAGCAUUUCUCUGUUGGGUUCAGUCUCCUCCAGCUUCCAUGUGUCUCCCUGUACAUUCCACAGUACUGUUUCCUCCCAAUCCAAAAUCCUUCUCCUCUUACUUCUCGCUGGUCCCGGCCCCACUUUUCUUUCCUGUUCCUUUCCUUCUGCCACUUGCAUCUUCCCCUUUUCAACUUUCUCCUUCUUUCGGUCUUUGUAUCCCCCAACUCUUCUCUCCCUCCCUCUCCCUAUUAUAGUCUACCCCUUCCGUUUCUCAUCCUCUUCCUAGUUAACUCUUGCACUAGCUUCUAGCUGUCUCUCUCCCUUCCAUUUCCCUCUCCAGCCUUCUCCUGCUUCAGAGCUAUUCCGACACAGCAAUAAAAUUCUGUGUACAAAAGUGUCA